CCGGCGUCUGUUUUCGCCCAGUUUCCACUCUGCAGCGUUGUUGAUUUGACUUCUAGUUGGCCUGUGCAGCGUCUCAGGGUUUCGCCCUACUCGAUGGCCUUCAACGACGGAGCCUGCGACAGCAAGGGCCGCUUCUUUGCGGGAACGGUGUAUUCUGAAGUACAUGGCGUUCCUGGGAUGUUGUAUAGAUAUGAUCCAACCGAUCGUAGCGUCAAAGUGGUGGAUGAAGGGCCGUUCACAGUGGGUUGCCAUGAUUAUACCGUCACUGAUAUUACCAAGUAUACCGUCUUGCAGGAUUCGAAUGGUUUGGGCUGGAGUGUAGAUGAAAGAACGUUGUGCGUGUGGAUCGUCUAACGAAAGUAAUUCCCUA
Messenger RNA from Guyanagaster necrorhizus, 370 nucleotides. RefSeq lists its product as uncharacterized. NCBI's taxonomy places the organism in Eukaryota, Fungi, Basidiomycota, Agaricomycetes, Agaricales, Physalacriaceae. The record is from RefSeq and is a predicted model, not a curated record. The coding region runs from base 94 to 354 and encodes 86 amino acids. The transcript has 2 exons.